UUGCCUUGAACUUUUGUAGCUGGUCACAUUCAUUUUGAAGAUUGCACAUUUCUGUAGAGCGCGAUUUAAGCGCAGUUUAAGUACAAGUUAAUUGCGCAUAACAUUGAUCGCUAUGCGACCCGUUGACAACCUUAACAAUCUCUCCCAAGAGUCCUGUGGAUCAGCACUUGAGUCAACCACAGAGAAUAAUUCGGAGAGCAGCGAUUCGGAUAUGGAGUUGCUGGGUAUAACAGAUGGCGAUCAAAAACGCAUUAUCCAGGGUCUUAAAAGAACUAUUAAGCGGAAUCAGACAAAAAUCAACGAUCUUGCUGCCAAGCUGACAAUAGCUGACAAUAAUCUGGCCACUGAAAAGGAAAAGACAAAGGAUAAAGAGGAUGUAAUUAAAUCAUUGAAGUUAUCAAUCGAUCUAAUUAAAGAUAACACUGCUCAAAGCCUAAAAAUAACGAACUGCGAUCAGCAUAAAACUAAAAUUGACGAAUUGAUUGCUGAUAUUGAGAUAUUAGAAUGUAAACUUAAGAGUAGAAACGAAAAAAUCUCUGAAUUGGAGGAUAAAUCGGAGGAAAACGAAAUCAAUCUUAAACAGAAGGAUGAGCAGAUCGCUAACCUAGAAUCCCAAAUAAAGGUGUCUUUGGAUAUAACUCAGAAAUAUGAAAACGAUCUGAAGGAUAAAGAUGAGCAGAUCGCCAAGCUGGAGUCCCAAACUAAAGCGGAUGCAGCCAAGAUAAAGAACCUAGAAAACAACCUAUCUAGGUAUACUUUACAAAUUCACUCCAGUGAUGAUAACAGUAACUCUCGAGUCUACCUUAACUGCACUAAAAUGCCUUUAAUUCAAUUUGUAAAGCUUCCUAAUGGCUCUAGAUUUGCGGCAGUUUUUGAGGAUCUCCCAAAAGCCGGUCCUGGUUGGAUGCUCAUACAGCGUCGAAUCAAUGGAAGUGUCACACUUUUCGGAGGUUCGGGUUCAGAUUAUAAUGAAGGCUUUGGUGACCUAAGUAGAGAAUUCUGGCUAGGCUCUAAAAAAUUGAAUGAGCUGACUACAAACCAAAGAUAUGAAUUAUAUAUUGAACUCGUUGAUUUUGAUAAUGCGACGGCUUAUGCUCGAUAUGAUCACUUUGUGGUUGGCAGCCACGCAGAAGACUACACAUUAACGAGUCUUGGUCAAUACUCUGGAAAUGCUGGCGAUUGCUUGAGGCGUGGUGUAAGUUGCAAAUUUUUAUGGCAACGGCAAGAACAUAAUGGAUAUACGAGACAAUGUAAUUCUCAAAGUAUAAACGAACGUGUUGGAUGGUGGAAUAAUACUGAUUGCAAUUUGAAUGGAAAAUACUACAAUUGUAAAACCAUAUUGGAGUCUGCUGAUGGCAUUUGGUGGGGCUCGUGGAAUAUGAACCAACGAAAUUCUCUCAAAUCGUGUAAAAUGCUUAUAAGGCCAAAACCGUAGAUCUGAUAAUAACAUUUCCAUACGCAUUUAUUCAAAUUCUAUGAAAUCUAGAAAGUAAGAAUCAAUAUCACAUGAAGAAUUUAAUUUUUAUUUUGUAUUUUUCUCGAUUCCUUAAACUCACUAAUUACCAAGAAGAAAUAUCACAUGAAAUAUGAAAUUUUUCUUUGUUAUUAUGUAUUUUUCCGAUUUCCUAAAAUCAUUAAUAAAUACGUGAAAAACAGCUAA
This is a messenger RNA of Drosophila kikkawai, 1660 nucleotides long. RefSeq names its product fibrinogen-like protein 1. The record is from RefSeq and is a predicted model, not a curated record. NCBI's taxonomy places the organism in Eukaryota, Metazoa, Arthropoda, Insecta, Diptera, Drosophilidae.